Sphaeramia orbicularis (orbiculate cardinalfish) is the source of this 4479-nucleotide messenger RNA. Its product is annotated as programmed cell death 1 ligand 1-like. Gene Ontology annotation, cellular component: external side of plasma membrane. The coding region runs from base 391 to 1695 and encodes 434 amino acids. The transcript is spliced from 8 exons. The record is from RefSeq and is a predicted model, not a curated record. NCBI's taxonomy places the organism in Eukaryota, Metazoa, Chordata, Actinopteri, Kurtiformes, Apogonidae. Gene Ontology annotation, biological process: cell surface receptor signaling pathway; cellular response to lipopolysaccharide; positive regulation of T cell proliferation.
UCAGGAGGCAUCAGGCUCGGCUCUCCUUCCACUUUUUCUUCCUCUUUUUUUUCUCCCUGAAUUUCAUCUGAAAAGAAGCCGAGUCAUUGUAAGGUUUUGGGGGUUUUUUUGUAUUGUGGUUUUCUCAGCUCUGACACACAUUUUUCAUCAAGCCACUAACUAACGGCUCACUGCUCACUCUGAUUUCACCACUGACACAGCUAUACAUGGUGAUGACAGCUGACAGUCCAUUUGCAUCAGUGUCCAGUUGCUUCUAGAGAUCCAAGGAAAAACCAGCAGCAAAAAAAGAGAGGAAACCUUGAGCUCAAGUGGAAAAAUAUGGACUGAAGCCUCGACUGCUGCAUCAUCGUCUCGUUUUGUGUCUUAAAUGGUUGUAGCUGAAAGGAAAUCAUGUCAGCGAUAUACACCUGGACCUGUUUUCUGCUCUGGAUCGGCCUUGCCACACAGAACAAAACGCCAGAUGUCCAUGUGACGUGCAUCAUAUCGGAGGAGUGUAUCCUCCCCUGCAGCUUCAAACCGGGAUCAAAGGAGGUCAUCCAGUGGUUCAGACAGGAUGAGAUGGUCUACACCUUCCAACAUGGAGGGGGCAAGGAGAAAGAGGAGGAGGAGGGGGAUGACAGCGAAGACAACAGCAGCGAGGAGCAACCCGAGGCCAAACAGCUCCUCGGUCGUGCCUCCAUUUUCCCACACCUGGUAUCCCGCGGCAACGCCACCCUCAUCCUCAGGGACAGUGGUCCUAAAGACCGGGGCAAGUACAGGUGCCAUGUUCGCACGGCAGAGGGAGAGUACAACAUGAACGUCAUCGUGAAGAUGGAGGCCCCCAUCAGAGGCCUGAUUCUGCAGCUGUCCAGGCUCAGCGGCUAUGAGGAGAUGAAGUGCAUCGUCCGUAAUGUCUACCCGCCUCCUCGCAUCACCUGGGCGACGGAGCCACCAACCUUCGAGGACCUGCGUCCGGUUACUCGCAAACAGGCCGACAAACAUGGGCUGUACACGGUGGACAGCCGGCUGAGGAUGCUGAACGGGCAGCCGGACCUCAUCUACAUCUGUAAAGCCACGUCUUCAUACGGGGGUCCAGCCUGGACCGCUUCACUCCGGGAAAGAGAAAUCAGAGGACAUGAAGGGAAGGACCUGACGAUUCCCUGUUCUGCCCCGUCAUACCUGAACAACCCCGCCCUCCACUGGAGCUUCAUCAACAGUGAAGACCCCAGUCACAUCCUCACCUAUGACCUCCAGACAGGGCGCAGCAUCUCGUCCUCGCCUUGGGACAGACAUGUGGAGCUGGACGGCUUCAGGGUCCCGUUCGGAGAUGGCUCACUACGGCUCAUGGACCCCAACCACGAGGACCACACGGGGAGUUACGAAUGUGUGUUCUCGUCACCGUACAGCAAACACACCGAGCGAACUGAUGUCACCAUCGACACUUCUACAGCGAAGCGGAGUGCAUCAGAGGAGACGUCCUACUGGUGGAUCGUCGGUCUGGUGCUUGCAGUGCUGGUCCUCGCGCUGGCAGGCAUGUUGGCCUAUUUAAAGGCAAAAGGAAGUACCUCAAAGCCAAGAAGCGAUCCAGAGGAGGCAACAGAGCUACACCCCGUCAAAGAGCAGACAGUGGACAAUAAAUUGAAUGCCAGCAGCCCUUUGAGUGUCGGCAGCACCAACGGACAAUCAGGCCUCCAGACCGGCUCUCCAUUAACCUGAGAACAAACACAAACACAACCUGGAAGCACCAAACUAACAAAAUACUAACCAAAGAAAAAAGCAUGCACACAGCUAAACACUGAACAGGAACUAAGAGCAUCACAGAAACAGGAUGAGACUUUUCUUUUUUUAAUAUGAUAUGAUUUAUCAUAUUUGGUUUGCUUUGGAUUUUAGAAAAACACUGCUUUUUGAAGUGCACCUAUAAUGUUCAUACAGCCUUAAUGAAGGGUUUGUGAUGGAGCAGCUUACAUUUAGCUCCAAUGGUUCUUUCAAGGAAACGAUUCGUCAUGAAGAACCUGAAAAUCUCUCGCUGAAUCUUGAAGCCAUUUUGAAGACAGAUACACCCUUAAAGGAACCAAGGACCUAAAUAAACCAGGGUGGUAUUUUAGUUCAGUCCCUAAAGAGGCUCAAGAAGCAGCAGUUUCCAAGGUUUGCUGUAAUGAGUGUCACGUGAUGUUUAAAAUCACAAAAUGCAGAUGCUCCACCAGCCACACGAAGGGUGCCAGUGGACAUUUCUUAAAAUGCCUACUGAUGUGAAGACAAACUUUUUUGUUUUUGUGCUGUUUUUAUUUGUCAGAUGAUAAAUUAAAAAGGGCCAUUAGAAAAACUCCAGGGGCCCAAGCAUUCUUCAUCUAAGCAGUUGUGUUAAAGAAAAAAAUGCCUUUAAAUGAAAUGUUGCACUUGUUUUAUAAACAAAAACUCUUACUUGACACAAUAUCCAAUGAAUGACAUGAGUCAGAUUCAAUUGGGUUUUGGUUUUGACUUGCUCGUGUAUGUGUGUGGUAUCAGCUGAAGUCAUAAACUAGUCAUGCAGCAGAUGAACCUUACCUGUGCUGACUGGAAAAAUAUGGUGAUUCAGUAAGUUUAUCAGGUGACAGAAAGUACAAAGGGACAACCAGAAGUGAAACUGCUCUAGUUGUACCUUUAUAAAUAAAGGUUAAAUGUAUGAAUUCAUAAAAACAUGGUCUUAAAAUUAUUAUGUACUCCACAAGAGAAUUUUUUUUUUUAUCUCUCUCCAUAGGAUGCGAGGAAAAAAAAUGACAGUGGGUUUUUUUUUUGUUCUUGACACAUCAUCCAGGCAAAACAUUUUUGUCACGUGGUGUCAGACAACUAUUGUGUGAUUGGUCAUAAAUUUGAAGUGGGUGUGGUCAAUGCAUAAAAGCAGAGGACUGCCCUGGAUUUCUGCACCUGAGUUUUUCAUGAAGUAUGGAAUGUUCUUACUAGAACUAAUAUUAUUCUUAAUUCUUGCCACUUGAAAAAACAAACAAAUUUCUCUGUUCUUGUGGAAUAUUUACUGGCCUUGUGUUUAACAAUGCAAGGGUUUGAUUGGUUACAGCAAAUCAAGACGUAAAAAAUGAGAAGAGUCGGAGCAAUUCAUGAACCCUUUUCCACCAACAUGAAUCUGGUGCUGCUUCAGGUCUGGUGCAUGUGCUGGUUCGUAGUUGUUGACCUUCAACAAACCACCAGAAAGGCACUGUCAUGCUGUACAGGUCAAUGGUCGAUGGCAAUGUUUGAAUGAAGCUAAUGUAGCUUUUGUUACAAAGCUGGCUAAUAUACAUAAUAAUUUUGGAAAUGCUAUUGUUUUUGUGUCAUAGUAGUUUUAUGAUUAUUUCACAUUUUUUCAGUGUAAAGAUUGACAUUUAUCAAGGUAAAGCUAAUUAAAUGUUUGCUCCAGCAUUUUGGUGAUGUUUGGUCCCAUUAGCUGCUAGCUAGCACCUAAAAGUUUAUGUCUGCAAUUAUUAACUGCACCAGGAACAACAUUAUAUCAGCAAGUCCUUUAUAAGUGUAUGUUUCAAUGCAAAAAGGCCAUUUGUCUCCUCCAUGGAGCCCUGCUUUUUUCUAUUUCAUGUCGGUCUUGAAACUGUGGUUUUCUUCAUUUCAUUAGAGACACAAGAUGCUACUACUGCUUCUUAUGGUGUGUAUGAUUAGUGAUGCAGGAUGAUGUCAGCUAUUGCUUUCUGAACUGUCAUUUUAAAGCUAGAAGUCCGUGAUUUAGCAGAACGUGUUUACUUUUUGGAGCCAGAGGUGACCAUAUUUGGACAACAGAGGCAAAACUAUGAAAGCCCAAAGGGUCAGAGCUCAGCUAAUGCUAAACACUAGCUUAAAACAGUAAAAAUUGAAGACUUUUAUUCAUCCUGAGAUCUGAUUAAUGGAGGAAUAUGUUAAAACUGAACACCAGAUCACAGGUUCUAAAUAAAACAGAUGUGACCAAAAUGACUCCUAGAAGAAAUGUGGUCUCAUAUUUUUGAAGGGAAGUUUAGUGUAAAUCUGUGGGAGCCACGCCUUUUCAGAGCCUCCUACAGUGGCCAUCAGCUGUAUUACAACUAUAAUAUACAUCCAGACUGGUUUCAUUUUUGAGCUGAAGUCAUUGACCCUUAGUCUGCUUUCUUUAUCUUAAUAAUAUUAAAAAUUUUUUACUUGUUUUUUUUGGUCCCUGUAACACGGUGGUGCAGCGCUACAUACUUAAGUUUAUGACUGUGCCAUGGCAAUAAAGUAAUUUCAGUGCCGUUUUCUUGGAUUUACAUAAUCAUAUUUUACAAUCUGUAGUCUUGUGAGCUCAGCUGAUGUGGGUAAAAUCAUAGUUUGAUUCAAGACAAGCAACUAAUAUGUGUUGUCUUUUGGUAUUUGGACAAACAUGAUUUUCUGCUGUGAUUAGUUUCAUGUUUCUGUCCCACACCUUUCUAUCCAAAGCAGAUGGAGAGGAUGAAUUCAUAUUUUGUAUUAUUUUUUUGUGUGAAAGGAAACCAAACAAACUUAAAAAAAAAAAAAAAAAAAAAAAAAAAU